AUGGCACAACCAUCUCAGAAAGGUAUAUCUUUAGCCAACCUGGCUGCUAAAGCGAUUUCGUCUCGCGGACACGAGCGCUUUCCCAGCCUCAAAGGAGAGCCGUCGCUAUGGGAGCAGCUGUCGGGCGUCCAAGGUCCGACAUUAUCCCCUAGAGGAAUCAACACCAUCAUUGUCUUUCCGGGCUCGUUCAACGCCCCCCACAAAGGCCACAGAGACUUGCUCGAGCACGUCAUGAGAAACGCAGGCGAAGAUCUGAAUGUCCGCGCCGCCAUCAUCGCCCCAACAAAUGACGAAAGACUGGCCCGGAAGAUGAAGAACGACCCCCAGGCACCGCUGCUGUCCAAAGCGCAGCGGGUGCUGCUACUGCGCAUGUCGGGAAUGGGGGAGGGUCAUUGCUGGGCAUGUAGCGGGUCCCAGAGUGACCUCGGGGAUCUCAUCGCGGCCCUGAAGGCUGAAUUUCAAGAACAGGAUAUCCGCGUACAAUGGGUCAUGUUGGCCGGUCCAGAGAAUUUUGGGGAAAACGGCGUCCCAAAGCCGCUGUUCUGGGCCUGUCCUCAUGUCAUCGCGAGCAACGUAUCUCGUCCUUGCGAGGCUGCUACGGACGGGUCACUUCACCUGAAGGACGUCUGGGGCUUUGCCGAGUGGAAUAGGGUCGAGUUCGAUGAAGCGAGGCUGUUCAAGCAAGUCAAGACCAAGGCCCAGAUGAGAGGGGUUCGCGCGGACUCCAGCGAGAUGCAAGCGGUGGUGGAAGCUGCCGUGACCAAUAUGUCAAGGCUGAGGCAGACUCGCCCUCAUCGAACCCCCAUCAACAAGGGCACGGGGUUCAUUCGCUUUGUGUUUGCCCAGGAUCUCAGCAACGGUCGGCCCGACGCCCCAAGCUCCUCGAGAAUUCGAGAGCUUCUGAAGAAGAUUACUGCUGGAGAUAGGUCGGACGAGGUCGUCGGGGAACUUGGCAGCAUGUCGCUUUGCACGGACACGCUUGUAUCAUAUAUCAAGACGUAUCAGGUCAACCCAGAGCUGAGGAAGAUCGAGGAGUUAGCGAGGGAGAAGGCUACGAAGCAAUUGGAAGUCGAGUGGUGAG
This is a messenger RNA of Emericellopsis atlantica, 1081 nucleotides long. RefSeq lists its product as uncharacterized. The transcript is spliced from 2 exons. Lineage: Eukaryota; Fungi; Ascomycota; Sordariomycetes; Hypocreales; Bionectriaceae. The record is from RefSeq and is a predicted model, not a curated record. Gene Ontology annotation, molecular function: catalytic activity. Gene Ontology annotation, biological process: biosynthetic process. The coding region runs from base 1 to 1080 and encodes 359 amino acids.